This is a messenger RNA of Chara braunii, 1750 nucleotides long. The record is from the annotation of a GenBank genome assembly. NCBI's taxonomy places the organism in Eukaryota, Viridiplantae, Streptophyta, Charophyceae, Charales, Characeae.
AUCGAACCCUGGGUACUGCAUCUGCUACUGCUAAAAGGUGAAAACCGUUUCACCAGCAUGACUUGGACGUGCAACACAGGUGGCCUUGACAAUGCUCCAAGAAGCUGAUUUACGCAGAGAAGACCUGGAAAUUGCCUUUAAAUUGCUUGAUGAAGAGGGUCGUGGCUGGAUCGACAACGCCAAGGUUUUCGAUCUACUCCUGGCGCUUAACAAAUACAGGAAUGUUCCUUGUGUGCAACGCGGAAAAAAACACUAUCUCGAGACACUUGGUAGGCACCAAAACUUCGAAAGGGUGACGACCGCUAAGCCAGAGCGGCGGGCGAAGCAAGGUGGAGCAAACGACAGGCACCAGAACCGUGAGGUGGAACAACGGGAGACGGGUGCUAGGAAGCAAUCAAUGAACCGGAUCUUUCAUGAGUACUUUUACAAGUUUAUCGUCAUAUACCUCGACGAUAUCCUUAUCUUUAGUAAGAUUGUAGAGGAGCACACUGAGCACGUGAAAAUAGUGCUAGGUCUCCUAAGACAUCACCAGUACAAGGUUAACUUGGAGAAAUGCGGAUGUGGUCGCACCAAGAUCCUGUAUCCGGGUCAUGAAAUUUCCGGGGAUGGUUUAAGGCCGGAUGAUGCCAAGGUGGCGAGCAUACGUUACUGGCAGCUGUCAUGCGCUAUCGCUGAUGUGGCUGCUGCCACGUGUAUCAUUGGCUUACGUGGCUACUGCCACGUGUUCUAUGGCUGGGACUACGUAAUCGGCAUUGCUGUUCUGUUUCGUCGUCACUUCAGGAGGAGAUCAGGACUGUGGAGAGUUCGAGGAUACGUACCUGGUGGUCUUCAUGUCGACAUUGCUCCAAAUGCUGAUGUGGAACUGAUUAGACAGAUGCAGAGGAGAUAUCAGUUGGGAGAUGAACUCCUUGCAACGGAGGACUUGGAAAGGCUAGAGAGGUCUAAUUUCACCUUCACGAUGGCAUUCGAGAAGAUGGCGAGGGAGGUUCCAGGGUUGGCCGAGGAGUCUCAAUGUGCCAUCUUCAUGAGCAACUUCACAGAAUGCGAGAGUGUUUCCCUGACAAGAAGAGGAGCCAUAGGACGGAAGUUGACGUGGGAGACAGUGAAGCAAAGUUUGGCGGAUGGGGAGCUGGACCGGGUGUACCAGUUCCAGAUGAAACAACAACGGCAGAAACGAAAGGCCCGAGUUGUUACUGAAGGAGCAGGUAUCAACCUUCAACAACUCAUCGCGGAUGGAAUAGCUAAGUACCAAGCCGACCAACAGAAGGCGGCAAGGAAACAGGUUUUGACAGUGACUCAGCCUCAGGCAAAAGCUGCGAAGAAGAUGGUGGUAACGGGUGGAGUGGAUGAUUCGAUGGAAGCGAGGGAAACGGGUGCCAUUAUGGCGGAGAGACGCGAGAUAGUCGGGGUAGAGGGUUGCGAAGGUACGGAAGAGGGCCGUGCGGAACCGAUUGUGGUCUUCGCAUGCGGGGAUAGUCCCCGCGGUUGUGCAAUAGACCUCGAUUAUAUUGUGGCCCCGGCACGCGGCACUAAAGAGAAGGACGUGGAGGCAAAAGACAGGGGUGGCGCACUGAGUAGAGGGGUGGGGGUGUACUGUGACAGCGAGGCGGGUAGCGUAGAAGUGACGGAAGGUGUCGGUGGGGAAGGGGUUGUGGGGGAAGGAGAUCGGGGCGGUGAUCUGGCGAAGGGUGAGGUAAUCAAGGGGACGACGGGAUAACGACCGGGGACGAAGCCCGAUGCCCCGCAUCGG